Striga hermonthica is the source of this 1449-nucleotide messenger RNA. The record is from the annotation of a GenBank genome assembly. Lineage: Eukaryota; Viridiplantae; Streptophyta; Magnoliopsida; Lamiales; Orobanchaceae.
AUGGUUGGAAGCGCAACGAUGUCGUUUGAGGGAUCUGUGCUUUACGGAAAAUCGACGGAGCAUCUGACCACAGCGGAUGGGGAAUCAUUUGAUCCGGCGGCGGUGGUGGCGGAGCCGGUGCCGCAGGUUGUCCAAUCGAACGGUGAGGUUGGGGAGAAGGUGCGGCAGAUAGUUCUGGGGAGGAAUGUGCACACCAUGUCCCUGGAGGUGACAGAGCCGGAAGCAGACGACGACUCCACCGGCGAUAAGGACGCGUACAUGGCCAGUGUGCUGGCGAGGUACCGCAAGACGCUCAUGGAACGUACCAAGAACCAUUUAGGAUAUCCGUACAAUUUGGAUUUUGAUUAUGGUGCACUUGCCCAAUUGCAGCAUUUCUCAAUUAACAACCUUGGAGAUCCUUUCAUUGAAAGCAAUUAUGGUGUGCACUCGAGACAAUUUGAAGUGGGUGUACUGGAUUGGUUUGCCCGCCUAUGGGAAAUUGAAAAGAAUGAUUACUGGGGAUACAUAACAAACUGUGGAACUGAGGGAAACCUUCAUGGCAUUCUUGUUGGGAGAGAGGUGUUUCCCGAUGGUAUUUUAUAUGCUUCAAAGGAGUCCCAUUACUCUGUAUUCAAAGCUGCAAGAAUGUACAGAAUGGACUGUGUAAAAGUUGCAACUUUGAUCACUGGAGAGAUUGACUGCACGGAUUUUAAAAACGCGCUUCUUUCUAAUAAGGAUAAACCAGCUAUCAUCAAUGUCAACAUCGGAACUACUGUGAAAGGGGCGGUUGAUGAUCUCGAUCUUGUUAUUCAGACACUAGAGGAAUGUGGAUUUUCCCACGAUAGGUUCUACAUCCAUUGUGAUGGUGCCCUUUUUGGGCUCAUGAUGCCUUUUGUAAAAAAGGCCCCGAAAGUCACGUUCAGGAAACCCAUCGGCAGCGUCAGCGUGUCGGGCCACAAGUUUGUAGGCUGCCCCAUGCCUUGUGGGGUCCAGCUCACCCGGCUCAAACACAUCAACUCCCUCUCGAGCAACGUAGAAUACCUCGCCUCCCGGGACGCCACAAUCAUGGGCAGCCGAAACGGGCACGCCCCAAUCUUCCUCUGGUACACCCUCAACCGCAAGGGCUACAAAGGCUUUCAGAAGGAAGUCCAGAAAUGCCUUCGAAACGCACAUUAUCUCAAAGACCAUCUCAUUCAGGCAGGCAUUAGUGCCAUGCUCAACGAGCUCAGCAGCACAGUCGUUUUCGAGAGGCCUUGUGAUGAGGAGUUUGUGCGGCGUUGGCAGCUGGCGUGCGAGGGGAACAUGGCCCACGUGGUUGUGAUGCCGAGCGUGACAGUCGAGAAAUUGGAUCGUUUUCUGAGUGAGUUGAUCGAGGGGAGAUUGGCUUGGUAUAGUGAUGGGAGUGCUCGGCCGCCUUGCCUGGCGGUUGAUAUUGGGAGUGAGAACUGUUGUUGUGAUGCUCACAAGUGA